Molecule: messenger RNA, 795 nt
Organism: Fonsecaea nubica
Lineage: Eukaryota; Fungi; Ascomycota; Eurotiomycetes; Chaetothyriales; Herpotrichiellaceae
Exons: 3
Coding region: 1-795 (264 amino acids)
Biological process (GO): carbohydrate metabolic process
Molecular function (GO): hydrolase activity, hydrolyzing O-glycosyl compounds
Source: RefSeq, a predicted model, not a curated record
AUGCGUGCUCCAGAGAUUGCAGGGUUUUACGUGGAGUGGUCCGACGAAUUCUACGGCACAGCUGGCACUCCUCCCAGCUCACAAUACUGGAGCCUACAAACUCCCUCGAUCAACUACAACAACGAGUUGCAGAGCUACACCAAUUCGACAAACAAUGCCUACCUCGACGGAAAUGGGCAACUCUGUAUUGUUCCUCAAAAGGUGAACGGACAAUGGACCUCUGCUCGUCUAUAUGGCAACCCCAGCUUUCAAUGUGACAAUAACCGCAAGAUGAUCUUCGCCGCCCAUAUCAAGCUUGGCCAGAACCCGCCGUGGCAGCAGCAAGGGAUUUGGCCUGCUUGGUGGGCACUGGGCCAGUCGAUACGUGAGGAUGGAGAAUGGCCGAAAUGUGGUGAGUGGGAUAUCUUGGAGCUCUGCAACGGCAGCUAUACGAACCAAUCUUCAAUCCACCAACUUGACGAAGCGGGAAAUCACACCGUAAGCCAUGGAACUAUCAACUUCGAUCGCCGAGAUUAUCACACCUUUGCCGUCCUCAUCGAUCUCAGCUCGGAUGACUAUAGCCAACAGUGCAUCAAGUUUCAGCUUGAUGGCCAGACCUACUUUACUGUUCAGGGGGAUGCGUCGAGUGAGGCAGCCAGCCAAUGUUGGGAUAGAUGCGCGCGAAGCGCGUUCUUCCCCAUCCUCAACAUAGCUGUGGGGGGGGAUCUUUCAGGAAAUCCCAACGAUGAUACGCUUCCUGGUGUGGGUAGCGGCAUGACGAUUCAGUGGUUGGCUGUGUACAAAUCAUGGUAUUGA